CCGCCGCCCGACCCUGAGGAGAAUGUCCCAAAAAUCUUGGAUAGAAAAUACUUUCACCAAACGGGAAUGUGUGUACAUUAUACCAAGUUCAAAGGACCCUCACAGAUGCCUUCCAGGAUGUCAGAUUUGUCAGCAACUUGUCAGGUGCUGCUGUGGACGCUUAGUCCGGCAACAUGCUUGCUUUACGGCAAGUCUCGCUAUGAAAUAUUCAGAUGUGAAACUGGGUGAAAAUUUUAACCAGGAGAUAGAAGAAUGGUCAGUAGAAAAACAUACUGAGCAGAGUUCCACAGAUGCUUACGGCAUCAUUAACUUUCAAGGAGGCUCCCAUUCCUAUCGGGCUAAGUAUGUGCGACUGUCCUAUGACACCAGACCUGAAGCCAUUCUACAGCUUAUGCUUAAGGAAUGGCAGAUGGAACUGCCAAAGCUUGUUGUUUCUGUUCAUGGAGGAAUGCAGAAAUUUGAACUUCAUCCACGCAUCAAACAGCUGCUUGGUAAAGGGCUUAUUAAAGCUGCAGUGACAACAGGAGCCUGGAUUAUAACUGGAGGAGUGGAUACAGGAGUUGCCAAACAUGUUGGGGAUGCUCUCAAAGAACAUGCCUCUCGAUCAUCUCGAAAGAUUUGCACUAUUGGGAUAGCUCCUUGGGGAGUGAUUGAAAACAGAAAUGACCUCAUCGGGAGAGAUGUGAUUGCUCCAUAUCAAACCCUACUAAACCCUUUAAGCAAACUGAAUGUCCUGAAUAAUCUCCAUUCCCAUUUCAUACUGGUAGAUGACGGAACAGUGGGCAAAUAUGGAGCAGAAGUAAAGUUGCGACGAGAACUGGAAAAAACAAUCAACCUGCAAAGGAUCCACGCAAGAAUUGGCCAGGGUGUCCCUGUUGUGGCACUCAUAUUUGAAGGUGGUCCCAACGUUAUCCUCACUGUUUUGGAAUACCUGCAGGAAAGUCCUCCUGUGCCAGUCGUUGUCUGUGAGGGAACUGGCAGAGCGGCAGACAUCUUGGCUUAUGUUUAUAAGCAAACUGAAGAGGGAGGAAAUAUUCCUGAGGGAGCUGAACCUGAAAUCAUUUCAACCAUCAAAAAAACAUUUAAUUUUGGUCAGAGUGAAGCAGUUCAUUUCUUCCAAACAUUGCUGGAGUGCAUGAAAAAGAGAGAGCUUAUCACUGUGUUCCAUAUUGGAUCUGAUGAGCAUCAAGAUAUCGAUGUUGCAAUCCUUACAGCACUACUAAAGGGCACAAAUGCUUCUGCCUUUGACCAGCUUGUCCUUACUCUUGCGUGGGAUCGAGUUGACAUUGCCAAAAAUCAUGUUUUUGUUUAUGGACAGCAGUGGCUGGUUGGAUCUUUAGAGCAGGCAAUGUUAGACGCCCUGGUAAUGGACAGAGUUGCCUUUGUCAAACUUCUUAUUGAAAACGGAGUAAGCAUGCACAAAUUUCUCACAAUCCCAAGGCUUGAGGAACUUUACAACACCAAACAAGGCCCCACCAACCCAGCGCUCUUUCACCUUGUUCGAGAUGUCAAACAGGGAAACCUUCCUCCGGGAUACAAACUCACUUUGAUAGAUGUGGGGCUUGUUGUUGAAUAUUUAAUGGGAGGAACCUACAGGUGUACUUACACACGAAAACGCUUCAGAAUGAUAUACAACAGUCUCAGUGGCAACAAUCGGCGUUCUGGGCGAAAUGCUUCAGGCAGCACCCCUCAGUUGCGUAAAAGCCAUGAGCCUUUUGGUAACAGGGUGGAUAAGAAAGAGAAAAUGCGACAUAAUCACUUCAUCAAAACUGCACAGCCUUACAAACCAAAGGCCGAUACGACUACAGAAGAAGGAAAAAAGAAGAAAACCAAAGAUGACAUCGUAGAUAUUGAUGAUCCAGAGACAAGGCGCUUUCCUUAUCCUCUUAAUGAGUUAUUACUGUGGGCAGUACUAAUGAAGAGGCAGAAGAUGGCUCUUUUCUUCUGGCAGCACGGUGAAGAGUCCAUGGCCAAAGCCUUAGUGGCCUGCAAGCUGUACCGGUCGAUGGCCUAUGAAUCCAAACAAAGUGACCUUGUUGAUGAUACCUCAGAGGAACUGAAACAAUAUUCCAAUGAAUUUGGGCAGCUGGCUGUUGAGCUAUUAGAGCAGUCAUUCCGACAAGAUGAAACGAUGGCUAUGAAGUUGCUAACAUACGAACUGAAGAACUGGAGCAAUGCCACCUGCCUUAAACUAGCAGUGUCUUCACGUCUUCGCCCUUUCGUAGCUCAUACCUGCACACAGAUGUUGUUGUCUGAUAUGUGGAUGGGAAGGCUAAACAUGAGGAAGAAUUCAUGGUACAAGGUGAUACUGAGUAUUUUGGUUCCUCCUACCAUACUAAUGUUGGAAUAUAAGACCAAGGCAGAGAUGUCGCAUAUUCCUCAGUCUCAAGAUGCGCAUCAAAUGACAAUGGAAGACAGCGAAAACAACUUCCAGAACAUCACUGAAGAAAUACCAAUGGAAGUUUUCAAAGAAGUAAGGAUCAUGGACAGCGCUGAAGAAAAGCACGACAUGGAGACCGUGAUAAAGCCCAAGAGGCUUCCCAUCACACGAAAGUUUUAUGCCUUCUAUCAUGCCCCUAUAGUGAAAUUCUGGUUCAACACGUUAGCCUACUUGGGAUUUCUGAUGCUUUAUACCUUUGUGGUUCUUGUGAAAAUGGAGGAGCUACCUUCCGUUCAAGAAUGGAUUGUCAUUGCGUACAUUUUCACACUAGCUAUUGAGAAGAUUCGUGAGAUCUUUAUGUCAGAGGCUGGCAAGAUUAGUCAGAAGAUUAAAGUGUGGUUCAAUGAUUACUUCAACGUCAGCGAUACAAUAGCCAUUAUCACGUUCUUCAUUGGUUUUAUACUAAGAUUUGGAGCAAGAGGGAAAUUCAGUGAAAAUACUUAUGAAGUAAAUUAUGUUUUUGUUGCCGGAAGACUGACUUACUGUCUGAACAUAAUCUUUUGGUAUGUGCGGUUAUUGGAUUUUCUGGCUGUAAAUCAACAUGCUGGCCCUUAUGUCAUGAUGAUUGGGAAAAUGGUGGCCAACAUGUUUUACAUUGUUGUGAUUAUGGCGCUGGUUCUGCUCAGUUUUGGUGUCCCCAGGAAGGCCAUACUUUAUCCUAACGAAGAACCAUCUUGGGUGCUAGCAAGAGAUAUUGUGUUUCAACCCUACUGGAUGAUCUUUGGUGAAGUUUACGCUUAUGAAAUUGAUGUAUGUGCAAAUAAUUCUGAAGUUAAAUCACUCUGCGUGACAGGAGCAUGGUUGACACCUUUUCUUCAAGCCGUCUACCUUUUUGUGCAGUAUAUUAUUAUGGUCAACCUCCUCAUUGCCUUUUUCAAUAAUGUAUAUUUACAAGUGAAAGCCAUUUCCAAUAUUGUGUGGAAAUACCAGCGUUACCAUUUUGUUAUGGCGUAUCACGAGAAACCGAUCCUCCCUCCACCUCUCAUCAUCCUUAGUCACAUGGCUUCCCUGUUCUGCUGCAUAUGCAAACAAAGGAAGAAAGACAAAACUUCCGAUGGACCAAAACUUUUUCUAACGGAAGAAGAUCAAAAGAAGCUCCAUGAUUUUGAAGAAUUAUGUGUUGAGAUGUAUUUCAACGAAAAGGAUGACCAGUUCCAUUCUGGAAGUGAAGAAAGAAUCAGAGUAACAUCCGAACGCGUUGAGCAAAUGUGCAUCCAGAUCAAAGAGGUUGGCGACCGAGUCAACUACAUCAAGCGUUCUUUGCACUCUCUGGAUAUACAAAUAGGACACUUGCAGGACCUCUCUGCUCUGACGGUGGACACUCUGAAAACAUUAACUGCGCAGAAGGCUUCGGAAGCGAGCAAAGUCCAUAACGAGAUAACACGGGAACUGAGCAUUUCGAAGCAUCUGGCCCAGAACCUCAUCGACGAUGGUCCCUUGAGAUCUUCCAUGUGGAGGAAGCACAGUAUUGGCAACGUGUUUGGAUCUUCCUUUCCUCAAGGAGCCCUCGACAGUAAUAAUGCAGUCCUCUGCAACAUUUCUAUGCAAGGCGAAAGAGAUUCUGGACACAAGUUUAUUGGUCUCCCCAAAGGGGAUGAAUUCAGCUUUCCAGGGGCAGGUUCCUCGGGCAGUGCCUUAGUCCCAAGAACUCUUUCUCCUCCCGAACUUCGCCAGAGAAUACAGGGUACGGACGUGUCAAGACAUAGUAAUAAAAAUAAAAAGACGGGCAAUUCUUUAAACAGUAUGCCCCAUCUAACAUCUCCAACAGCUAAAUUUUCCAUCAGCACACCUUCUCAGCCAAGCUGUAAAAAACAGUUAGAACACAUUGUAACCAACGAGGAGGUGGCUGUCCCGAAAGCUGCUGAGGGAGAGAACGCGGUUGAGUUUGGCGCAUUUGUGGGUCACAGAGACAGCAUGGAAUUGCAACGAAUUAAAGAGACAGAGGCCAAGAAUAAAGAAAAAAGUGAUGAUAUUAAGGAGCAACAGGAAGGCUUCAGAAGAGCAAUUUUGGAAGUAAUGGAAACAGCAAAGGAUCAGGGUAGUAGUCAUACAGAAGGCAACCUGAGGCCUGUUAGUUCAAGUUGUGGCUUUGCUGAUGAUCCCAGAAGCUCAUCAACAGCACACUCUGAGCAAAUGCACAAUAAGAGUAGGAGAACUUCAGUUGAAGACUCUCAUGCAGUGGAUUCCAAGGCAGCCUUGCUCACAGAUUGGUUACCCUCCUAUAGCAAUCAAAUGUCUUCUGAGGAAGAUGCAUUGAAUGGUAUCGCUUCUCCUUUUAAGCCCAUCAUGGAUACCACCUACUAUUACUCAGCUGUUGAAAGGAAUAAUUUGAUGAGGUUGUCUCAAAGUAUACCAUUCACACCUGUGCCUCCAAGAGGUGAACCAGUCACUGUAUAUCGUCUUGAAGAAAGUUCUCCAGGCAUGUUGAACAACAGCAUGUCUUCCUGGUCUCAGCUGGGUCUCUCUGCCAAAAUUGAAUUCUUAAGUAAGGAGGAGAUGGGGGGAGGCCUGCGGCGAGCGCUCAAAGUGGUCUGCACCUGGUCGGAGCAUGACAUCCUGAAAUCGGGCCACCUUUAUAUCAUCAAAUCCUUUCUCCCUGAAGUGGUCAAUACUUGGUCAAGCAUUUACAAGGAAGACACCGUCUUACACCUGUGUCUGAGAGAAAUUCAGCAGCAGAGAGCGGCCCAGAAGCUCACGUUUGCAUUCAAUCAGAUGAAGCCCAAAUCAAUCCCCUACUCUCCAAGGUUCUUGGAAGUCUUCCUCUUAUAUUGCCAUUCUGCUGGGCAGUGGUUUGCAGUGGAGGAGUGCAUGACUGGCGAGUUUAGAAAAUACAACAACAAUAAUGGGGAUGAAAUAAUUCCGACCAACAUGCUGGAAGAGGUCAUGUUAGCCUUCAGCCACUGGACAUAUGAAUACACUCGAGGAGAACUCCUGGUCCUUGAUUUGCAAGGUGUUGGGGAAAAUUUGACAGACCCCUCAGUGAUCAAAGCUGAAGAAAAAAGGUCAAGCGAUAUGGUGUUUGGUCCUGCAAACCUAGGAGAGGAUGCCAUCAAAAACUUCAGAGCAAAGCAUCACUGCAACUCAUGCUGUAGGAAACUGAAGCUUCCAGAUUUGAAAAGGAAUGACUACACACCCGACAAAAUCCUGCUGCCUCAGGACGAUUCUCCAGAACUGACCCUUCAGCCUGGGAGUUGCACCAAAGAGUCCUCGGCCUCUGCUCGUUCCAGUCACUUGAUGCUGUAGCGCUAUGCGCCGCUCUCUGGUUUUCAGAAGUCAACAGGGUUGGCUUUUUGGCCCUUCUUUUUCCUGCACGGUCAUUUGAUAGGAUGCUUCAUCAGAACAAACAGAGGAACCCCACAAAAGGCCCCCUGGAUAAGGACCACGAUGUCUUGGGGACUUCGGGACAGGAAAUUGGCCUGAAUGAGAUGGACCUGAGAGAAAUGGGGGAAUCCGCCGUGGAAGAGAAGCUGGCAAGGGAUCAUUUCCCACCCCCUGCUCUUUUUUAAAAAGCUGCAAUGGACUGAAGUCUUUAUGAAACAGCAUUUUUAAAAGAGGCAUUUUAGCAGAAAUGCCACGUUCCCUUUUAUCUUGGUCCGUGGUGGGGAUCUUCCCCCUGUGCUUUAACCCUCUAGUGCAAUAUGUCCUUACUUCCAGUAUGCCCUUAUCAAAUGACAUUUUUUGGUUUUGAUGGUUUUAAGGCAGAUUGCGUUCUGAGCUUUGCGGCAGCUGGUUUCUGCCACCUGGCUAAAGAAAUGGGAAGGAGCCCCACCCCACCCCCUUUCCCACAGAUACUGAAGGAUUCUUUGACCCUUUUCAGGCUGCUUCAGAUACAUACGCUCAGGUCAGGGCCGUGUACAAUCAAAGGUGGCCCCGUGGAUCGAACCUGCUCUGUCCGUCUUUCAUGCAUGCCAGUAAGCCGAGCUGGUCAGGCCUUGCUGGUCCUGAGCAAGAGGUGGUAAGUUUGUUUCCUGCAUCAGGAUUCAUCUUCAGAAGUAUGGAGCCAGUUCUCAUGGGGUGGAUUAUGCAUAAUGAAAUUAUUUUAGGGGAGGGGGGGGAAAGAGAAGAUGACACAUUUCACUUUUAUCAAGUCAAUGUCAACUGGUUCUAAAGCCUCAAAGGUGUAGGGGGGGGCGGGGGGGGAUAUGGUUUAUUCACACUUGAACAGCAGAAUGAAAUAGGACAGAAAGCUGGCCUUGGAUGCAACGUUGCCUUGCAAAACAAGCAGGGGUUUGGGGGUCGCUGUCAUUUUUUGUUGGCUUGGUUUACCUAGCAGCUGCUUCAGGACACUUGCCUUCCAAAGAUGUCCUAAGACCAGGAUGGAUGAAAUGCUGAAUAUACCUGUGAAUUUCUUAGGGCCCUUUGUGGUGUGACCCACCUGCACGAUGGGGUUGGGGUGGGAUUGGCCUCACCCUGUUCUUCCUGUCCCUGCUGCUCGAGAAGCAUCAGAAGCUCCAGGCCGAGAGAGGUGGCAUUCGGUGCUGGGGCUUCUUGGCUCCAGGGGUGUUGCCACCCCUUCCGCCAGAAGCCACGUUCGUGCAGGAAAAGAACUCCACGGAGUGUGUGCCUCUCCAGAGCCCAAGGGUCUUCUCACAGCCGUCUGGGGCGCUCCGUCCCGUGUCACCCAAAGUAACAUUGGAAGGGCCCCCCUCCGAGUUAAUAUUUAAUAUUGUGUGAAAACACCUUUUAAUGUUAUGUUAUAUAUGGAACUUAUUUAAAAGAAUAUAAAAUAGGGUUGGAUUGACUUUAUGUAAUGUACGGGAGAUUGCAAUGCAACUUUAUGCCAAUAAAAUGUAAUUUAUCUGUCCCAGAUUUGUUGAAUAUUCAACAAGAACCCAUUGUCCAACUGAAGUUUCAUGCUGCAACUUGUUUUUUUUUGUUUUGUUUUGUUACAUAGGUACGGAUUGUAAUUCUUAAUUGAAAGGCAUCAUAAACGCCCAGUAAUUCUUUUUUUAAAAAAAUCUGUAGUGUAUCUUAUAGAUACAGACGUUAUGGCACGAACACAGUAGCUGUUUAAAUGGUGGUUUAUGUCGCUGGGGGAGGAAAGGUAUAGUGUAUUAAAGAUAUAAAAAUGUAUACAUUUUGUAUAUCAAUAAAUCUUUAAGCAAUCCCAAAUAAAUUUAUUCUUGUCUAGA
Pogona vitticeps (central bearded dragon) is the source of this 7572-nucleotide messenger RNA. NCBI's taxonomy places the organism in Eukaryota, Metazoa, Chordata, Lepidosauria, Squamata, Agamidae. The record is from RefSeq and is a predicted model, not a curated record.